AUGGUUCUUCAGCCAGAGCGUCUUGGAAGAUGGUUUUCUGUUUUCAACAAUCAUAUUUUUUUCCUAACCUUUUUUUUUCUCUCUCUCGUAGGUUUCACCAGCUGCCAGAGCUUACUGCGUUAUGGAAGUAUAGGUGGGAAUAUCACUUUGUCGCCAUCAAGCACUGUAAACUUUACAGAGGUCAUGUGGAAAAAAGGAAAGGAUAAGGUGACAGAAUGGAGUACAUACCUUAACGUCACAACUUACUCCCAUUUUGGAGGGAGGGCUCAUUUAGACCCUAAGUCAGGUAACCUCACCAUCCUCAAUUUAACAUCAUCGGAUGAAGAUGAAUAUGAAAUGAAAUCCGCGGAUCUUACAGAUAGCUAUAAAUUUCAUCUUAUAGUCCUCGAUCCUCUUCCGUCUCCGACACUAAAUUGUACACUGAUAAAUGAGGUCGUCUCCUUCAGUUGCGAGGUGCCUCCGAGUUACCGCCGGCAUCGGGAGCUGUUACGCUACGCAUGGCGUUGCCUUUCCUCACAGUGUGAGGCAAGCUGGGAGCUCGAGGCCCUCGUGCUAAAUUUUACGAUGGAGGACGAUCUCUCACAGGAAGUCCAUUGUUUGGUUGAAAAUCCAGAAUCCAACAGGUCGUCCUCAAUGGUUUUGUCAACCUGCGUCCCAGGUGGUAAUUCAAGGCAUAGAUAUGCACUCAUAGCUGUACCAUUCGUAGUAGCAGCCGUUGCAGGAGGUUUUCUGAAAUGUGCCAGACGGACGGAAAGAACCACCGCCAGAUGAUGAAAUCAAAUCCUCAGUCACUAACUGGAAACAACUUAAAAUACCUCUGCAGUAUUAGUCUUCCAAAACCUUCACAGUUACCUUCACUGGUAACUUCAUCAAAGUGUUUUGGUGUGGGUUUUGUUUUGUUUUAA
Myotis davidii is the source of this 905-nucleotide messenger RNA. RefSeq names its product CD58 molecule (gene CD58). Lineage: Eukaryota; Metazoa; Chordata; Mammalia; Chiroptera; Vespertilionidae. The transcript has 6 exons. Gene Ontology annotation, molecular function: signaling receptor binding. Bases 1 to 771 code for a protein of 256 amino acids. The record is from RefSeq and is a predicted model, not a curated record. Gene Ontology annotation, cellular component: cell surface.